AGCUGUCAGGUGACAGAAACUGCGUGGAAGGGUAUUCAGGUGGUGUUGAGUUUUGGUUGGGGAUUUGACGUUUCACUCCCCUUCGGAAUUACAAUUCGUAGAGAGCUCUAUUGUAAUUAGAUCGUCUGUUCCAAAAGGAUUCGAAAACUCGGAAUCCAAACUGCUCCCCAAAAUAACUCUUUCCUCACUAUGUGGAAAUACGUGCUGCUUCCGUUGACCAUUGUUUUGAUAAGUUUCUCACAAUCAGAGGCACAGUCUUACGACGACAAGAGAUGUAAAUGCAUAUGUCCAAGCGUUUCAUCCGUCAUAAACACAACUCAAUCAUCUCCUGAUAGAUUGAAUUUUAUUUCAAACGUUCCACCUUCGAAAUGUAAUUGCGACGGUGUAAUAUUGCCACGUCUUGGAGAUCAAAUUAAAGGGCAGGAACAGAUCUUUUGCCCAAGAUGUGAUUGUAAAUACGAAAAUAGAAAUACCACUAUAAUCAAGAUUGUUGUAAUAAUUGUUAUCUGGGUUAUCUCGUUGCUUGUGAUCUACAUGCUGUUCCUAAUAUGUUUGGAUCCACUUCUAAACAAAAGGAUACACAAGGGCACAGCCAGUGGCAGUUAUCAAGAACAUACAAAUGAAGAGGAUGACAGCUCAGUCAAUCCCGGAACAUCACACGCUAUGGGAGUGAGGGGCAAUGUUUUAAAUCGUGUUGGCCAUCAGCAAGACAAAUGGAAGCGUCAAGUUCGAGAGCAGAGGCGUAAUAUCUACGAUCGCCAUACGAUGCUUAACUGAAUCAACAAUUGUUUCUUGGAAUAACAAAUUAAAUAUUCUUUGACACAAAGUUAUUUGGCAAAAAUUAAGCUCGGUGUUAUCGCAUCAUCUGCAUCUCAACAGGUACGACCAUUCGAAAUUUUAUUAUUUGAUGUAUUAUAUCGUUUUAUCACAUAGAAUAAGGCAUUAAGUUGAAAAUAAAGUUGAAUAACCAUUA
This is a messenger RNA of Athalia rosae (coleseed sawfly), 973 nucleotides long. RefSeq lists its product as uncharacterized. The record is from RefSeq and is a predicted model, not a curated record. NCBI's taxonomy places the organism in Eukaryota, Metazoa, Arthropoda, Insecta, Hymenoptera, Athaliidae. Gene Ontology annotation, cellular component: lysosomal membrane. The transcript is spliced from 5 exons. Bases 190 to 777 code for a protein of 195 amino acids.